AUGGCAUUGCAGAUUCAUGAUGCAGAGCUGUCUAUGUUGCUUCAUCGCCGUCCACUGCUCAGACACUCGACCUCAGAGAAGAGCCAGCAGCAAUCUUUACUUUCCUUUGAGGCCAAUACAGCGUCGAAAUGGGUAUCUGCUCACAGGCAGCACGUUGAACACGAUACGCUAGCACCCGAUAGCAAUAAUCACUUCUAUCAGGACAAUACCAUCAGAAACAAUCUCUUCCGCGCUUACGCCACUCUCGAGGGGUUGGGUGCAAUGAUGAUGGAUGAUCGACUGCACAACCGUCUGGACCAAGCCGCAUUUAGCGCGCAUCAGCAGUGUCUCCUCGAUUGGUACAAGUUGCAUGCUAGUUCCAUAUUGGAUCAGCACUCUGAUUAUCUCUGUCUCCGAGGGCUAUGGCAUGGGACGUAUCUGUACCUGUUGGCCGAUGUGGAUCAACUCGAAGUUGCCAUUGGGCGGGACGGACCAGAAGCGGCGCGAGAUGCGACAGCGGCUGUAACCAAAUGGGCAGCAACAACAGCCGCGUUGCGAUCUAUGCUGCAUGUCUUGUCCGCCCAGAGAUACUUUCAGUCGGUUCCCUUCAAGAACAUACCAGCAAUUCACGGGCCCAGGAUUCUCUUCACAGCAGCGGUCGCAUGGUAUUGUUUCACAAAAUACAGCCAUGUAAGAGACAUGUCUGUGGACAUGUCUGAAGCCAGUCUACCAGAGCUCAAAGCCUUUGGGUCCAACAUCGAUCAUUUUCGCCACGUGCUAGGAACAAGUAUGAGUCCACAUGCCACGCCAGCAACACAGACCAUGACUCUGUGUGACUUUGGUACUUUACUUCGUCGAAUGCCAGAAUGGGGCCUGGCAGGAAAAUUUGCGGCGAUCGUGGCCCGCUUAGUAGAUGGAGAUGCUUCAGAUUGCCGGCCGAGUACGCCCGAGCUUCAUGACUGA
Molecule: messenger RNA, 942 nt
Organism: Cyphellophora attinorum
Lineage: Eukaryota; Fungi; Ascomycota; Eurotiomycetes; Chaetothyriales; Cyphellophoraceae
Exons: 1
Coding region: 1-942 (313 amino acids)
Source: RefSeq, a predicted model, not a curated record